Medicago truncatula (barrel medic) is the source of this 399-nucleotide messenger RNA. RefSeq names its product agamous-like MADS-box protein AGL62. Gene Ontology annotation, biological process: regulation of transcription by RNA polymerase II. The coding region runs from base 1 to 399 and encodes 132 amino acids. Gene Ontology annotation, molecular function: RNA polymerase II cis-regulatory region sequence-specific DNA binding; protein dimerization activity; DNA-binding transcription factor activity, RNA polymerase II-specific. NCBI's taxonomy places the organism in Eukaryota, Viridiplantae, Streptophyta, Magnoliopsida, Fabales, Fabaceae. The record is from RefSeq and is a predicted model, not a curated record. The transcript has a single exon.
AUGUCAAGCGGAAGGAAAGUUCGUGGUCGCCAAAAGAUUGAGAUGAAAAAAAUGAAUAACGAGAGAAACCUCCAAGUGACUUUCUCAAAGUGUCGUAGCGGGCUCUUCAAGAAAGUCAGUGAGUUUUGCACCCUUUGUGGUGUAGAUGUUGCUCUAGUUGUAUUCUCACCUAGUCAAAAGGUAUUUUCUUUCGGUCAUCCAAAUGUUGAUACAAUCAUAGAUCGCUAUCUCUUUCGGGUCCCACCGCAAAACAAUAGCACCAUAGAGUUCAUUGAGCCUCAUCGUAGCGCCAAAGUGUGUGCGCUCAAUGCUGAGUUGAUUCAAAUCAACAACACACUGAACGAGAAGAAAAAGCUUGGUGAUGAGUUGAGUCUUUUGUGCAAGGCGUUCAAUGCUUAA